Molecule: messenger RNA, 6997 nt
Organism: Nyctereutes procyonoides (raccoon dog)
Lineage: Eukaryota; Metazoa; Chordata; Mammalia; Carnivora; Canidae
Gene: NECTIN3
Product: nectin cell adhesion molecule 3
Exons: 9
Coding region: 1-1545 (514 amino acids)
Biological process (GO): homophilic cell-cell adhesion; symbiont entry into host cell; heterophilic cell-cell adhesion
Cellular component (GO): apical junction complex; adherens junction
Source: RefSeq, a predicted model, not a curated record
AUGGCGCGGACCCCGGGGCCGGCCCCGCUGUGUCCCGCGGGCGGCAAAGCACAACUUUCCUCCGCUUCCCCCCCCGGGGCCGGGCUCCCGCUGCCGCCCCCGACGCCGCCGCCGCCGCCGCCGCUGCUGCUGCUGCUCUUCCCGCUGCUGCUCUUCUCCCGGCUCUGCGGUGCCUUAGCUGGGCCAAUUAUUGUGGAGCCACAUGUCACAGCAGUAUGGGGAAAGAAUGUUUCAUUGAAGUGUUUAAUUGAAGUAAAUGAAACUAUAACACAAAUUUCAUGGGAGAAGAUCCAUGGCAAAAGUUCACAGACUGUUGCAGUUCAUCAUCCUCAGUAUGGAUUCUCUGUUCAAGGAGAAUAUCAGGGAAGAGUUUUGUUUAAAAACUAUUCACUUAAUGAUGCGACAAUUACUCUGCAUAACAUAGGAUUCUCUGAUUCUGGAAAAUACAUAUGCAAAGCUGUUACAUUCCCGCUUGGAAAUGCUCAGUCCUCUACAACCGUAACUGUAUUAGUUGAACCCACUGUGAGCCUGAUUAAAGGGCCAGAUUCUUUAAUUGAUGGAGGAAAUGAAACGGUAGCAGCCAUCUGUAUCGCAGCCACGGGGAAACCAGUUGCACAUAUUGACUGGGAAGGUGAUCUUGGUGAAAUGGAAUCCACUACAACUUCUUUUCCAAAUGAAACCGCAACAAUUGUCAGCCAGUACAAGGUGUUUCCAACCAGAUUUGCUAGAGGAAGGCGGAUUACUUGUGUUGUAAAACAUCCAGCCUUGGAAAAGGACAUCCGAUAUUCUUUCAUAUUAGAUAUACAGUAUGCUCCAGAGGUUUCAGUAACAGGCUAUGAUGGGAAUUGGUUUGUAGGAAGAAAAGGUGUUAAUCUCAAGUGUAAUGCUGAUGCAAAUCCACCACCCUUCAAAUCUGUGUGGAGCAGGUUGGAUGGACAGUGGCCUGAUGGUUUAUUGGCUUCAGACAAUACUCUUCAUUUUGUCUAUCCAUUGACUUUCAAUUAUUCUGGUGUUUAUGUCUGUAAAGUGACCAAUUCUCUUGGUCAAAGAAGUGAUCAAAAGGUCAUCUACAUUUCAGAUGUCCCAUUUAAGCAGACCUCUUCCAUAGCUGUAGCUGGAGCUGUAAUUGGAGCUGUCCUUGCUCUUUUCAUCAUUGCGGUCUUUGUGACUGUCCUGCUGACUCCUCGAAAAAAGAGACCAUCCUAUCUUGACAAAGUGAUCGACCUUCCACCCACACAUAAACCACCUCCCAUGUAUGAAGAACGAUCCCCCCCCUUGCUUCAAAAAGACCUUCUAUAUCAGACUGAACACUUGCCUUUGCAGACUCAGUUCAAAGAAAGAGAGGUUGGCAGUCUCCAGCACUCUAAUGGACUAACUACCAGGAGAUUGGACUAUGAAGAUGAAAAUCCCGUGGGGGAAGAUGGGAUUCAGCAGAUGUACCCCCUUUACAAUCAGAUAUGCUACCAAGACCGGAGUCCUGGCAAACAUCAUCAAAGCAACGACCCCGAAAGAGUCUACAUCAACCCGCGAGAACAUUACGUGUGAUUUCCCUCUCUUUCCAGUGGAUGUCGUGACAAAUGUUUAAUCGUGGAUUGGGGAGAGAAACUGAGGCCAAUGGUUAUUAUUUUAUUCUCUCUCAUAUAAAACAAUCCCAGUUUAGUGUAUAAGAAGCCGUGAUGAAUGGCUUGGAGCCAAUAGCAAAUUUUCCUUCCCUUCAUUAAGAGUUUCUUAGCCACCAGCUGUGUUUGUGAACUUGACCGUAGCUUUGUGUGUUUCCGUGACGAUAGUGUUUAACUACUAACAUUGGGCCUACAGCAGAGCAUCUGCCUCUGAUGGCAGCAGUGAUUCUCCAGAAAGAAAGGCCCCAGCUGGGAGUGUUAACCUUGCUGGGUCUUAGGAAGGCCAGCCUAUUCAUCUGUUAACUCAAAUGAGCAGAAAAAGGAGUUCAAAAUCCAUUUCGCUAAUUAUUUCAUCAGGAUUUGGCUUUCCCUGACACGUUUAACGUAAUUAUGGUACCUGUGUGAACAACAGGCCUGAGGAAAGAGGAAAAAUUUGCUCUUUAUCCAAAAAAAACCAACCACAACAAGGCAGUUUAAUCCUUGAAGCCUGUUGGUCCCUUUUAAAGUCUCGUGGAUAAUUGUGAUCUAUGUUCUUGGUCGAUCACUGAGGUCCUAAGGGAUACGUGUUUGUGCCCUUCUCUGCCGGGUCUCGAUCAGCUGCGUGCUAACCCAGGUUCAACUCUCGCUCUGAUGUCGUUCCCACAGUUCUGUUCUUUCUGAGCCAGAUUAGCCUAUUUCUCACCUGCUAAAUUCUAAAAGCCUUGUCUACACGGUGGACAGCCCUGAGCCCUGUCCCUCUUUCCUGGAGUAUUUAUUGUAUAUGACAAGCUCAGCUUUCACUUAUGAAAUUCCUUUCAAACUAAUCCUAUCCACACAGGCUUUGGCUACCCUCUGCUUCUUCAGACUGCUUCUCAUCCGUGUUUUAUCUACCUCAGAAAAGCCUGCCGGAAAAUCACCAUGAAAUAACUCCUGCUCUUAGAAGCCAGGUAGAAAAUGUGAAAAUUAAAAAAAAAUAAUAAUAAAUGCCAUUUUACUGUGGCAUAUAUGCUUAAACCCCCAUGUUGUCCUUUAUCCCCUCUACCCUGUUUUACCUGGUCAACAACAGGAGCUAAGGGAUGCUAAAAAGCAAAUAGCACAGUGACUGACUUCCCAGUGCAACACUUUGGUGCCUGCGAAUACCUGUCUUGAGUUUUCUCACUUCUCUUUGCCAACGUAUCCUCACUGAGAUGGAAGGUAGUAAUUAUAGUGGGGUGAGCAGAGGAGGGGGCCCGGGUACAUGUGCAAAUGUCAGUCACUCUCCUCGCAUCGAAAGGAAGGCGAUGUUUUACUGUGUGUUCUGGAAGAUGAGAGGUAUGUCACAGAUAUUAAAAACACUACAGACUUGUCAUAUAUUAGGAAAGAACGACAUAAGUACUAAUAAAAGAGUGCAUGUUUCCAACCUAAGUUUCCGGGGGACAGGGGAGCAUUAACCUAGAUUUCUAAUGAGAUACCAAAGAUGCCUUGUGAUUCAUGCUGUGCUGGCUCUAGUCUCUGCUUGUAUGUUUGUUUCCUUUUCUUAGUUGCCAUGCUUUUGCAGACAAAAUUACCCAGGUUAUUCUACAGUGGUCACACUUUCUGCCCCUGUUGUUGCCUGGGUGACCAACAGUUCUGGGAGAAAAGAUGCUUAAACUCUAACUCAAUGCCUCAGCAGUUUAAAGGCUAUAUAGUUAUAUGGAAUUAAAGGGUAAAUCCCAAGGACCCUCAUCGCUGUAUCACUGUGCUACCUCAGAGUUCCUGCCCUUUGUAGCAAGAUGGCACAGAAAGAACACAUUUAUUACCUGGAAUCCCAUCAAUGAAUCAGUAGAGCUGAAGGUGUAGGAAUCCUUGCAACUAUUUUCCAACACAAAGAGGACUCUGGUCCGAGUUCUUGAGAGUGAAGUGUUUUUAUAAAUACUAGAUGUUACAAAGGAAGAGAUAUGGUGGUAUGUCACCUGUUUUGGACAGCUUUAAAAGUAUGUUACACGUUAAGGAUGGUUUCUAGGGUCCUGCUGGGAAGUGGUUUGCUGAAUUAGCAUAAAAAAUUGAUCUCGGACCUUGGGGGGAGUAAGGAUGUCUUCAUUUGCGCUAGAUUUGGAAGGGCUACGUUGUAGGAGAUUUUUGGCCUGUCUUCAGAGGCCUCCCUAUCAAGAACCCACUAGAAAAUCUUUAAUAUUUUGGUGUAGUUAUAGUAAAGAAAUUUCAGGGUGUAGACACCUCUCUCACAACCAGCUAGUUCCCUAUCCUCUUUGCUUCGCUGUCAGCUACAGUACUUGAAUAAGCUGGUAGAUUUUAUAGCUGUUGGCCCUUUAUAUGGGUCACAUAAGCUAUAUCAUUGUUUAUCCUGGUGUCUCCCAUCUGUUCUCUCUGGAUACUGAGUGGAACAGAAAGGAGCUUUAAAAGGGUUUGAUCAACCGGCCCCCUCAACCAAAAAAUGCCACCCAAAAUUAGCCUGUCCAUCUCUAAAUUUGGUACAUAGGCUACUUGUUGAUGGCUGUUUAAAUUUGGAAGUUAGACCCGUAAAGGUCAGUGAGUGAUAAAAUCCACAGCUGAUACUAGAGAUACUCUUCCCAUAACUGGUUUAUUAAAAUACACUGAAACAGAAAUAAAUCCCUAGAGUGCUUAUCCACUUAGGGUUGCAGCUUAACAUUUCAAGAGGGAUUGUGCGUGCUCCAUCUCAGAUGCACAGCCUUUAUGGCCUGUUUUGUAGGCAGCCGGGGCUCCAGGAGUGGGCAUUACUGCUGUACUCAUAGGUCACCAGGCUCUUUGCACACCACUAAGUAAAGCAUCUGCAUUGUCCAGAUUGGUCUGACAUAAUAGGAUAUGAGUUUAGAUUGAUUCUUAAAUGGCAGUGAUUUGUUGCCUCUGUGAGGGUUCUCCUAUCCCUGGCUUUCUUGUAUUUUCGAAGUUUGAAGAAGUCUGUGCUUUUUGGACUUGUAAUAUAAAAUUCUUACCUGUGAUAGACCUCCCUGUAAUACACACACGGUAGAUACUAAAGCAAUAAAUGCACUCUAAACUAAAUGAACUGGUUCCCUCAUUAGUUUUUUUUUUAAAUUUUUAUUUAUUUAUGAUAGUCACAGAGAGAGAGAGAGGCAGAGACACAGGCAGAGGGAGAAGCAGGCUCCAUGCACCGGGAGCCCGACGUGGGAUUCGAUCCCGGGUCUCCAGGAUCGCGCCCUGAGCCAAAGGCAGGCGCUAAACCGCUGCGCCACCCAGGGAUCCCCCCUCAUUAGCUUUUUACGGCCUCAUUUACUCAUAUGGAUAGUACUUUUUUUUUUUUUUUUUUGUCCAUCUUUUGAGGAUGAUUUCCUGAAUUCUCUUUCAUGGUAAUCUAAAAUUCACCUUUUUUCAUUGUACGCUCUUUUCCUGCAUGGGGCUCGCCUCCUGGUACUAUGGUUUAUAUACACCAGAGCCUUCCUCCAAGCCUCUUAUUCUGUGGGCUGUAGAGGACAGACCAUUAUGCCAAGAGCUAAAAGAACAGAUUCUACUCCCAACCUCACCCUGUCUAGCCAUGGAAACUUGGACAAGCAUCCACUGUCCAUAAAGUAGAGAUUAUACCUUCCCUGCCAGCCUCUCAGAAAUGUGAGAGCUAAGCAAGAUAAUGAUAGAUGGGAAAUUAUAAGUUCUCUUCAAACUGAAAAUACCUGUGACUCCAUUAUUAUUAUAUGUUGAACCUAUACAUCUAGUGCCCUCACCAGCACUGGAGAGAACCAAGCGGUAAUGUGAAAAUUUCAGUUUGUGAAAUUUUUAGUGCAAGUGGGGCUUCCACUUUCCUUUACUAUAAUAACUAUUUUAUCUUAAGGAAGGCUUGAUAUUCUGGACCUUAGCCUUUCAGGCUGUGUCUAAAAUUGCAAAUGCAUGUUGCUAUAACAGUGGUUGCUCUUGGUUUACAGAUUACUACUAAUAACAGCUACAUUACUGAGUUUGUGUUAUGGAUAAGUGCCUUACAUGAAUCCCCUCAGUGACUAGGACCUAACUCCUGUUUUAUCACCAUCCGGGAGCCCCUGUGGGGAUCGAGAGGCUCACACUUCUAUGGUGCACACCCAUAGAUCAUGCCAAUCACCAGCCAGCUGUCACUUCUUUAAAAUCUGCUUUUGGGGAGUGGUGUUAGGGAAUACAUUUUCUUGAUUUUCUUUUAACAGAGGUCUAAGAAAAUACAUAGAAACAAACCAUAAGAAAUGUUUGUUAAGAUGAAAGGACGCACAUAUGCUCAUUUUUACUUUGUUUUUGAACUCAAAAUGUUCAUAAAGACUCAUAUCCAUUAGGUUGACCAUAGCUGCAAAAACAAUCAAAUAAUGAAAGCUACUCCCUCCCAGUUGAUUCAAAGUAAUUUGGGCACAAGCUUCUCUCUAACACCCUCACCUUAGUUCUUUUGGUUUGUCCCACCUUUAUUGAACUCCUGGGGAGAGGUGGAUACAUGGAAAACUAGCUAGCUUUGGUAGAAAACCAGAACAGGAAGAGUGUGAAGUAGAAAUGUCAGGGCCCCCACCCGUGGCUCAGCCAGCUGCUUAACUGACAAGGCUCUGCAUCCUUGGACUGUUUGCCAGUCUUAUAGGAAGACCAGGGACUUCCAUUUCCUCCGAUAAACUAGAAACUGCUAUUUGCAAACCUAUUCAAUGAUAAACUCCGCCUGGAUUAAUUUUAUUAUACCUAUAAAGGUAUUUAUGUUUCCUCCAUUAAAGAAAAUUAUUGUUAACUGGACUUGGCCGGUUUGGUCACUUGCAACUCUUAGGUUGUUCUGGUAGCCUUCGGGAUGUAGAGGUGGGUGAGGGCUUUAGCUCGCCCCCCACCCCCACCCUCACCUUGUGAAUUCUUUACACUGAAAUCAGCUUUUAGACCAAUUUCUGCAUCAUUCAUGUUUAUAAGCAAGCAGGCAUCCUGUUAACAGCCUGUCCUGUAAGCUUGAAAAUGUCCCAGCUCUGUUCUUUCAGGGAACUCAAUAAUAUGCAAAAAGUUUAUUAGAAGCAAGUCCAAUAAUAUUCGAGUAUAUUUAGUGUCAGCCAACCCAAUUCUGUUUAACUGCUAGACACAGAACAGGUUAGUAAUCUAGGAAGCCAGGGCUCUUGGGCUUGCUGGAGUCUCAUAGCCUGUUGAUGGAAGGGCUGGAGUGCCCUACGGUAUUUGGUCAGUCCACCUUUAACACUUUACCACUUUUUGGCCAUUGAAAGUAAUCAUUUAUUAAGAAAACCUCUGGUGUUAAACUACAGAUAAAGCCUCUGAAGUGACUAGAGUUUUUCAAAUGCUAACAACCUUUGGAGGAUGUUAUUUCCCCAGUAGGAUUCUUCAAAUGUUAACUAACCACUCCUGGAGUGUAUAUUAAAACUAGUUAGCUAUUGCCAAAAUAAUUUAAAUUACAUAAAUGUAACAACUCGUUAAGGAUUCCUCACAGUAUCACACCUGCUGACAUUUCUCCUUAGUGACAA